Messenger RNA from Salarias fasciatus (jewelled blenny), 5021 nucleotides. It is a transcript of the gene magi2b, whose product is annotated as membrane associated guanylate kinase, WW and PDZ domain containing 2b. Gene Ontology annotation, molecular function: beta-1 adrenergic receptor binding; SMAD binding; signaling receptor complex adaptor activity. The transcript has 22 exons. Gene Ontology annotation, biological process: signal transduction; receptor clustering. Gene Ontology annotation, cellular component: dendrite; cell-cell junction; cytoplasm. The record is from RefSeq and is a predicted model, not a curated record. NCBI's taxonomy places the organism in Eukaryota, Metazoa, Chordata, Actinopteri, Blenniiformes, Blenniidae. Bases 355 to 4935 code for a protein of 1526 amino acids.
AAGCGCCUCCCGUCUUUUAUUUCCCCUCCUCUCGCAUCUCCUCACGCCGAACCAGAACCAUUCAUCUCUCCCCUCCUUCAGGCUUCACAUCCGGGUCAUCCGCCAGGAUCUGUCUCCUGCGUCUGUGUGUCUGACACACACGGAGAAAUUAUUCCGUCCGCCGCCGCCGUGCCACACCGCAGCCCCUCUGCCCGACUGCGCGGCUCGCCGAGCGGACACUGCGCCUCGCGUGCACCGGUGACGAUGGAGCCCCGAGCGGCGUGAAGCUGCAGCCGGUCGCACAAAGAGGCAGGGAUGAGACGGUAGGAGGCUUUUUGCAUGGGCUAGCCCGCGGUGAUUAACUCGCUCCUAACGAUGUCGAAGAGCCUCAAGAAGAAAAACCACUGGACCAACAAAGUCCACGAAGCGGUGAUCACCCGGGGGAAGGACGGCGAGCUGGGGUUCGAGCUGAAGGGGGGCGCGGAGAACGGCCAGUUCCCCUACUUCGGCGAGGUGAAGCAGGGGAAGGGGCUGAUCCAGAGCGGCAAACUGGCCCAGGAUGAGCUGCUGCUGGAGGUCAACGACAUGCCGGUGGCCGGGCUCACCACCCGGGACGUGCUGGCCGUCAUCAAGCACUGCAAAGACCCGGUCCGCUUCAAAUGUGUCAAACAAGGGGGGGUGGUUGACAAGGAUUUGCGGCACUACCUCAACCUGCGCUUCUCCAAGGGCUCAGUGGACCACGACCACCAGCAGAUCAUCAGAGACAACCUCUACCUCCGCACUGUUCCCUGUACCACAAGGCAGCCUAAGGAGGGGGAGGUGCCGGGGGUGGACUACAACUUUGUGAGUGUGGAGCGUUUUAUGGAACUGGAACAAAGUGGAGCCCUGCUAGAGAGUGGAACCUAUGAAGAUAACUUCUACGGCACGCCGAAACCUCCAGCGGAGCCGUCCCCGGCAGCGCCUCCUCUGAAUGUGAGUGAGGCCCUGCUGCCCGGAGCCCGGCCAAGCGCCCAGGGCAAGAGAAAGCGGAACCAGUCAGUCAGCAACAUGGAGCAGCGCGCCAGCCUGGAGCCGCCUGAGGAGGAGGAAGAGGAGAGCCCGGUCGUCAAUGGCAACGGGGUGGCCAUCACUCCAGAGUCCAGCGAACACGAGGACAAGAGCACAGAUGCCUCUGGGGAGGUUCCUGUUGAGACAUCCAGCCAGGCUCCAGCAUCUGCCGACGCCCCCACCGAAGGAGAGGAGGCCCCGAAGUCCCCCUCCAAAUCCCCCACCAAAGUCCCAGACGCAGACGAGGAGGAGCUGGGUCCUCUGCCCGACAACUGGGAGAUGGCCUACACCGAAAAGGGGGAGGUUUACUUCAUCGAUCACAACACCAAAACUACGUCAUGGCUCGAUCCUCGGCUCGCCAAGAAAGCAAAGCCACCGGAGGAAUGCAGGGAAGACGAGCUGCCCUAUGGCUGGGAAAAGAUAGAUGACCCCAUCUACGGCAGCUACUACGUCGAUCACAUCAAUCGAAGGACACAGUUUGAGAACCCUGUCCUGGAAGCCAAGAGACGCCUGGAGCAGCAGAGGCAGAUGCAGAGCCAGGGACUGUCGGCUCUGCCGCUGCCUACAAUAUAUAGAGAGAAGCCUUUGUUUACGAGGGACCCAACCCAGCUGAAGGGCACCUUCCUGUCGACGGCCCUGCAGAAGAGCAACAUGGGAUUCGGCUUCACAAUUAUCGGAGGCGACGAGCCCGACGAGUUCCUGCAAGUGAAGAGCGUAAUACCAGAUGGACCGGCCGCUCAGGACGGCAAAAUGGACACAGGCGACGUCAUCGUGUACAUCAACGACAUCUGCGUGCUCGGCACGACGCACGCCGACGUGGUCAAGCUUUUCCAGUCGGUGCCGAUCGGUCAGAGCGUGACCCUGGUGCUCUGUCGAGGAUACCCUCUGCCGUUCGACCCCGAGGACCCCAGCGGCGCCGCCAGCACCUCCCUGACGCCCAUCGGCCUGGAGCACCGCCCUCUGGUGGUGAACGGGCGCAGCAGCUACGACCCGUACCUGGAGUACCUGUCGCUGAGCUCCCAGCUCCCCCCUCAAGCCCUGGCCCAGGCCGGCGUCUCCCACCCCGGGGACACGCAUCUGGACGGCUCCUCCCUGCCGCCCACCACGCCCGGCUCCGCCUCGGCACUCACGCCCCACGACGACAACGUGUCCAUGGCCUCCUCGGGGACUGCAGGCGUCGCCGGGGCAACAGCACAAGCCGCAGAGCUGCUGACGGUUACCAUGGUGAAAGGGGCCGAGGGAUUCGGGUUCACCAUCGCCGACAGUCCUACCGGUCAGCGAGUCAAACAGGUGCUGGAACCGGGAUCGCAGGCAGCCGCUGGGCUCAUCGAGGGAGAUCUGAUCCUGGAGGUGAACCAGCAGCCGGUGGCUGCAGCCGGGCACGGACGAGUCGUGGAGAUGCUGAAAGAGUGUCCUGUGGGCGCGGAGGCGACGCUGCUCAUACAGAGAGGAGCUACAGGCCACAUCUCUCCGUGGAAGGCAUCCAAACAGUUGCCCGACCAGUGGGACCCACACGGAAGCCCCCAGGCCAACCUGUCCGGCCCGGUCUUGCCACCCUGCACGCCUUUCCCAAACCAGCCUCAACAUCGCACAUCUGUGCCUGACUCCACUGAAGGCUUUGACCUUAACAAGCCCGACCCUUACGACCUUUACGAGAAGUCCAGGGCGAUCUAUGAGAGCCGACGUCCAGAGUAUGAAGAGGUGGAGGUCCACCUGCUAAGGGAGAAGACCGGGUUUGGCUUUCGCAUCCUGGGGGGAGACGAGGCCGUGCAGGCUGUGAGUCCGGACGCCCGUGACAAGAUUGUCAUUGGCGCCAUAAUAGAGAACACCCCUGCUGAGCGCGAUGGGCGGCUUCGACCCGGAGAUGAGCUCAUUUCUGUGGAUAAAAAUGUGGUUGCUGGGAAACCGCACAAAUACGUAAUAGACUUGAUGCACGCGGCGGCUCGCAACGGUCAAGUCAGCUUGACUGUGAGACGGAGAGUGCAAAUGCCUGGCGAAGCGUGUCCAGUGAACGGCCGCAGCCCGGGAUCCGUGUCCACGCAGCACAGCUCCCCCCGCAGUGACGCAGCCUCGGCCUCGGGCCCGCCGGCGGUGGCUGUCCCCGCCGCAACCUCCCAUCCGGAGGGGUCCGCCCUGCAGACCAGCGACGUGGUAAUUCACCGCAAGGAGAACGAGGGCUUCGGUUUCGUCAUCAUCAGCUCCCUGAACAGGCCCGAGAACGCCACCGUCAUCACUGUGCCCCAUAAAAUCGGACGCAUCAUUGAGGGCAGCCCUGCGGACAGAUGUGGGAAGCUGAAGGUGGGCGACCGCAUCCUGGCUGUAAACGGACAGUCCAUCAUCAGCAUGCCGCACGCAGACAUCGUGAAGCUCAUUAAAGACGCCGGACUCACAGUCACACUGCACAUAAUACCAGAGGAGGGUGCUCACUCCGGCCCCAGCUCAGAAAAGCAGAGCCCCAUGACACAGAAACACAGCCCCCAAACCCAGCCCAGCCCUGUAGCCCAGCCAAGCCAAGGAGGCGCCCAGCCCGGCCAAAUGUCCCUCCAGCCAGGGCAGGCGGCCGCUCAUCCGGGUCAAGCACCUGCGCAGCCCAGCCAGACGCCAGCUCAGACGAACCAGACGGCGAGCGGCCCCCCGGCACCAGCAGCGUCCCAGCCUGCACCGGCCGGAACCCAGCAGAGCCCCGUCACCCAGCCCGGCGGCGCUCCUCCGCAGCUCUACCUCCACGACGGCAGGUCAGAGGUAAAAGCAAGGCAGGAUGUCAAACCCGAUUUCCGUCACCCUCCCUUCACCGACUACCGGCAACCUCCGGUGGACUAUCGUCACCCUCCGGUGACCGACUACCGUCAGCCUCCGACGCUGGACUACCGACACCCGCCCGGCCUGCUGGACUUCAGGCAGCACCCGGCCGCUGCACAGUUCCCCCUGGGGAUCCCUGCCGACUUCAGGCUGCAGGACUACGAUUACUUCACAGUGGAGCUGGAGAAAAGUGCGAAAGGCUUCGGCUUCAGUAUCCGCGGGGGCAGAGAGUACAAGAUGGACCUAUUUGUAUUGCGCCUUGCAGAAGACGGCCCCGCCAUCCGAAAUGGACGGAUGAGGGUAGGGGAUCAGAUCAUAGAGAUUAACGGGGACAGCACUCGGGACAUGACUCACGCCCGCGCCAUCGAGCUGAUCAAGGCGGGGGGCCGGCGGGUCAGGCUGCUGCUGAAGAGGGGGACGGGGCAGGUGCCAGAAUAUGACUGUGUCGGCCCCUGGGAUCCCCUUCCUACAGCCCACUCUGCCCUGCAGGAAGUGACCCUGGAAGCUCACCUGAAUCCAUUGCUCUCAUCCCAUCCAGCCUCAGCCCCAGACUCCCCUCAUCAGCUCCCCCAUGAGGCCACAGUGUGCAUGGCAGACAAAGCCCCGCCGCUGACGGACCACGGCUCCGUCAGGGGGGCCGCAGGUGGCAGGUCCACCGAGCAGAGGUGCGGCGUCCGGGGGCAGGGGGAGGCGGACUGUGGGCCGGCCGACAGACACGCCCGAGCUUUGCCUCCCAAAGCGGGACGGUCCAGUGAGAGGAGAGAGAGGCAGCGGGAGGCCAGUUCCCCCUGCUGCGACAGGAAGGUCCUGCACACGCAGGCGGUGAGCGCCGUCUGGCCCUGGGACCCCUACGUCAGCGUGAACCUGAACGGCGCCCCUCUGGGCAGCGGGAACGGACAUGCCGGCCUCCAGGAGAGGCUGCUGUCCAGAGGCCUGUUCACCAGGGAGGACGACAGGGCCGGCGGCCACGCCGGGCUCUGCUGCCCCUCCAAAGCCGCGGAGGAUCCCCCAGGGAGGAGCGCCGCCGCCUCCCCGGGGCCCUGGAACGUCCCCGGCUCCGACAAACUGCCCGGCACCCUGAGGUCCUGGACCUCCACGGUGAGCAGGUAGACUGCUGGUCUGGACCUGAUCACACUGAAUGGCUUCUCCUCACUCAUGGCGCCCUCUCACAUCAGAGAAAGGCACUUUAUCUCCCU